GAAUCUCUCCGACGUCAAAGGCCCUGCAGAUGUCACCAGGAAAGUGGUGAUCCAGGCAGGACAAGGUUGUCCCUACAGAACAUAGAAAUGGAAGCGAACGACCAUUUUAACUUUACUGGCCUUCCCCCUGCACCAGCUGCCUCAGGACUGAAACCCUCUCCUUCAUCAGGGGAGGGCCUCUACACUAACGGGUCUCCCAUGAACUUCCCCCAGCAAGGGAAAAGUUUGAAUGGGGAUGUGAAUGUUAAUGGCUUAUCUACUGUAUCUCACACUACUACUUCAGGGAUUUUGAACUCUGCUCCCCACUCCUCCAGCACCUCACACCUCCAGCACCCUAACGUGGCCUACGACUGUCUUUGGAACUACUCACAGUACCCACCUGCCAAUCCCAGCAACAACCUCAAGGACCCACCCCUUCUUUCUCAGUUCCCUGGGGGACAAUACCCACUCAACGGUAUCCUUGGGGGCAGCCGACAACCUUCAUCCCCAAGUCACAACACUAAUCUUCGAGCUGGGAGCCAAGAGUUCUGGGCCAAUGGUACCCAGAGUCCCAUGGGGCUUAACUUCGAUUCACAGGAGCUAUAUGAUUCCUUUCCUGACCAGAAUUUUGAGGUGAUGCCCAAUGGACCUCCAAGUUUUUUCACCUCCCCACAGACUUCUCCAAUGUUGGGAUCUAGUAUCCAGACCUUUGCACCUUCCCAGGAUGUAGGCAAUGGGAUCCAUUCUGAUGAGGCAGCAGAAAAGGAGCUGACUUCAGUUGUGGAGGAAAAUGGCACUGGCUUGGUAGGCAGCCUGGAACUGGAGGAAGAACAGCCAGAAUUAAAGAUGUGUGGCUACAAUGGUUCUGUCUCCUCUGUGGAGUCUUUACACCAAGAAGUCUCUGUCCUGGUUCCUGAUCCCACUGUGAGCUGUUUAGAUGAUCCUUCGCAUCUUCCUGAGCAACUGGAAGACACUCCAAUCCUCAGUGAAGAUUCUUUGGAGCCCUUUGACUCGCUGGCACCAGAGCCAGUGAGUGGAGGACUUUAUGGGAUAGAUGACACAGCAUUGAUGGGUGCAGAAGACAAGCUGCCUCUGGAGGACAGCCCUGUGAUCUCUGCUCUCGACUGCCCUUCUCUCAAUAACGCUGCUGCCUUCAGUCUCCUCGCAGAUGACAGCCAAACGGCAGCCUCUCUCUUUGUCAGCCCCACCUCUCCACCUGUCUUAGGGGAGUCUGUUCUGCAAGAUAACAGCUUUGACCUGAAUAAUGGCAGUGACUCUGAACAGGAAGAAAUGGGGCCUGAGUCUUCAGACUUCCCACAUCCCCUGACUGAGCCAGCCCCUGACCAGCCACCUACUGUUGAGCUACAUCCAGCAGCCUCCCCAGCAGCCUCCUUGACAGCAUCUCCAGCAGCCUCUCCGGCAGCCUCCUCCCUUGUCCCUCCUACGAUCUUCCCAGCAGUGUCUCCAGCUCCUUCCCCUGCUCUCCCAGCAGCCUCUUUGACAGCUCCAGUGACCUCUCCUCAAGCUUGCCGUGCUCCUUCUCCAGCACCCGCCUUCCAGACAGUUUCCCAAGCAAGUGAAGACAGCACCAGCAUUCCAGAAGCUUCUGCUGGUUUAGAAGAGACCACUGGAGAAGCUGUCACAGUUUCUGGUAGUGGUGAUGUACUUAAGAGACGCAUCGCUACCCCAGAAGAAGUUCGUCUUCCCCUCCAACAUGGCUUUGUAAUAGGCAUGUGCUGCCAUAGAUGCCAAGCAUGUUUUUCUACCUCACCUCUUUCCUGUUUUCUUCCUGCCUUCAUAGAACCACUGAAUGAGGAGGAUAAAGCAAAGAUGAGUAAAAGCAAAAAGAAGAUGAGGCAGAAGGUACAGCGGGGAGAGAGUCAGACUGCUGUCCAAGGGCAGGCCAGAAACAAGAGGAAACAAGAUACCAAGAACUUAAGGCAGAAGGAAACUAAGAAGAAACUCAAGGCUGAGAAAGAAAAGAUGAAGACAAAGCAGGAAAGACUGAAGGACAAAGUAAAGAGGGAAAAGAAAGAAAAGGUGAAAGUGAAGGUAAAGGAAGAGGUGGCCAAAGCCAAACCAGUCUGUAAAGCAGAGAAGACUCUUGCCACACAGAGGCGUCUGGAGGAACGGCAGAGGCAACAGGUUAUCUUGGAGGAGAUGAAGAAGCCCACGGAGGAUAUGUGUCUGGCUGAUCAUCAGCCCCUGCCUGACUUCACGCGCAUCCCUGGUUUGACAUUGUCCAGUAGGGCUUUCUCAGACUGCUUGACCAUCAUGGAGUUCCUGCACAGUUUUGGCAAAGUGUUAGGCUUUGACCUUACCAAAGAUGUCCCUAGUCUGGGAGUCCUGCAGGAAGGUCUCUUGUGUCAAGGGGACAGCCUGGGUAAAGUGCAAGACCUUCUGGUGCGGCUGCUGAAGGCUGCACUCCACGACCCUGGUCUGCCCUCCCACUGUCAGUCCCUAAAGAUCCUGGGGGAGAAGGUGUCCGAGAUUCCACUGACCAGAGACAAUGUGUCUGAGAUACUCCGCUGCUUCCUCAUGGCAUAUAGAGUGGAGCCAGCCUUCUGUGACAGUCUGCGCACCCAGCCUUUUCAGGCCCAGCCACCCCAACAGAAGGCUGCUGUCCUAGCCUUUCUUGUACAUGAGCUCAAUGGCUCCACCAUCAUCAUCAAUGAGAUUGACAAGACGCUGGAGAAUAUGUCUAGCUACAGGAAAAACAAAUGGAUUGUUGAAGGCCGACUCCGGAGACUGAAAACUGCUCUGGCCAAACGAACUGGGCGGCCUGAGGUUAUGAUGGAAUGGCCAGAAGAAGGCCUGGGACGAAGGCGCAGUUCUCGGAUCAUGGAAGAAACCAGUGGCAUAGAAGAGGAGGAAGAGGAGGAAACUAUAGUCCAUGGCCGCAGAGCUCGAAGAGAUGGAGAGAUUGACAUUGCGGCAUCCAGCAUUCCAGAGUUAGAGCGCCAGAUAGAAAAACUCAGUAAGCGUCAGCUCUUCUUUAGAAAAAAGCUGCUUCACUCAUCCCAGAUGCUUCGAGCAGUCUCUUUGGGUCAGGACCGCUACAGACGCCACUACUGGGUAUUGCCCUGUCUGGCUGGUAUCUUUGUAGAAGGAUCAGAGGAGAACAUGGUUACUGAAGAUGGAAUAAAGCAGGAAGCUGAGUACUUGACGGAAGCAGUCACUUCGCCACCCUGUUCUGCCCCAGUCUCUGUAAAGAGAGAGUUAACUGGCUCCAACCCCUCUGCUUCUCCUGCCCGUGCCCGAGGCCGACCUCGAAAGUCUAAGCCGGGGUCUAUGCAGCCUAGGCACCCUAAGUCCGCUAUUGGAGAACAUGAUUCAGAACAAUCCCAGACUCAAGUUCAGCCAGAAUCUCAGCCCCAUCCUCAGUCCCAGCCCCCACCAAAUAAUGGGUUCCUAGAGCCAGAAGGCUCCCCUCUGUCUCUGGGUCAGAGCCAGCAUGACCUUAGCCAGUCUGCCUUCCUGUCUUGGCUGAGCCAGACUCAGAGCCACAGUUCCCUAUUGAGCAGCUCAGUCCUCACGCCUGAUAGCAGCCCAGGGAAAUUAGACCCAGGUCCAUCCCAGUCCUUGGAAGAACCUGACCCUGAGGAGGCAGAAUCCUGCCCAGCUCCUCAAGGACCCUGGUUUAACUUCUCAGCCCAGAUACCCUGUGAUGCUGCCCCUACACCACCCCCUGCACUUUCUGAGGACCAGCCUACUCCCUCCCUCCAUCUGCCUGCCGCCUCUAAGCCAAUGAUUACUUCCGGUGCUGCCAAUCCUUGUUCUCCAGGGCAGUUCUCUUCCACCCACUUGCCUGGAAGGGGCUCUAAGAGGCCAUCAGGAGACUCUGAAGAAAUUCCACAGAGUCCCACAGGGCUGGGACAACCAAAACGAAGAGGGAGACCUCCUAGCAAGUUCUUCAAGCAAGUGGAGCAGCGUUACUUAAGCCAGCUGACAGCCCAGCCUAUCCCCCCUGAGAUGUGCUCUGGCUGGUGGUGGAUCCGAGAUCCUGAGACACUGGACAUCAUGCUGAAGGCACUACAUCCCCGAGGCAUCAGGGAGAAGGCGCUACACAAACAUCUUAGCAAGCACAAGGACUUCUUGCAGGAAGUUUGCUUACAGCCCUUAACUGAUCCCAUCUUUGAACCUUGUCAGCUGCCUGCCUUGGAAGAAGGAAUUAUGAGCUGGUCCGCCAAAGAGAAGACUUAUGAGACAGACCUGACUGUGCUUCAGUGGGUAGAGGAGCUAGAGCAGCGUGUUGUCCUGUCUGAUCUGCAGAUUCGGGGCUGGACAUGCCCUAGCCCAGAUUCUAUCCGAGAAGACUUGGCCUAUUGUGAGCAUCUCCCUGACUGUCAGGAGGACAUCCCCUGGAGAGGACGGGGCAGGGAAGGGGCAGUACCUCAGCGGCAAAACACCAACCCUCUGGACCUUGCUGUGAUGCGGCUGGCUGCUCUGGAACAGAAUGUAGAGCGGCGUUAUUUGCGGGAGCCCCUCUGGGCAGCCCAUGAGGUGGUAGUGGAGAAGGCCCUGCUGAGCACACCCAAUGGCGCCCCAGAUGGCACCACUACUGAGAUAUCAUAUGAGAUUACCCCUCGUGUUCGUGUCUGGCGGCAGACACUUGAGAGAUGCCGUAGUGCAGCCCAGGUGUGCUUGUGCAUGGGCCAGCUGGAACGCUCCAUUGCAUGGGAGAAAUCUGUCAACAAAGUGACCUGCCUAGUCUGCCGGAAGGGUGACAAUGAUGAGUUCCUCCUGCUUUGUGAUGGAUGUGACCGUGGCUGCCACAUUUAUUGUCAUCGGCCCAAGAUGGAGGCUGUCCCAGAAGGAGACUGGUUCUGUACUGUCUGUUUGGCACAGCAGGUACAGGAAGAAUUCUCUCAGAGGCCUGGUUUUCCAAAACGAGGCCAGAAGCGGAAAAGUAGUUUCCCACUGAACUUACCGGAGGGUGACAGUCGCCGACGCCGAAUGCUAUCAAGAAGCCGAGAAAGCCCAGCAAUGUCUCGGUGCCCAGAAGAUGGACUGUCUCCCUCCAAGAGACGGAGGCUUUCGAUGAGAAGCCACCACAGUGAUCUCACAUUUUGCGAGAUCAUCCUGAUGGAGAUGGAGUCCCAUGACGCAGCCUGGCCUUUCCUGGAGCCUGUGAACCCUCGGUUGGUGAGUGGGUACCGGCGCAUCAUCAAGAACCCUAUGGAUUUUUCCACUAUGCGAGAACGGCUGCUCCGAGGAGGGUAUACUAGUUCAGAGGAGUUUGCAGCUGAUGCCCUUCUGGUUUUUGACAACUGCCAGACCUUCAACGAGGAUGACUCUGAAGUGGGCAAGGCUGGGCACAUCAUGCGCCGCUUCUUCGAGAGCCGCUGGGAGGAAUUUUAUCAGGGAAAACAGGCCAAUCUGUGAGGCAAGGAAGGUGGGGGCCACCUUGUGGUGUGUUUUCCAACCUUCCUAACAAGAACCUGCCAUUCUCACCUGCUGACGGCUGCCCUGGGUGGACUCAUCAAACAGUGCUGAUGUUUGCCUCUGCCCUUGGCAGCACCACAUCCUCUUGUCCCUAAUCUCCUUUUAUCCCUUCCUCCUAUUGCUCCUCAAAUAAGAGAUGUAGAGAUGAGGUCCUUUUGGACAGAAAGCCAAAAAAGCAAAAGAAUUUUCCUGUUUUUUUUCCUUGAUUAAAAUGGAGAGGGGUAAAGAAGUCCCUUCCUCUUCCCGGCUUCCUCCCCUCCCUGUACAUGCCCCAGCAUCCUGGGGCUAUUUAACAAUAGCAAUAGUUCUAGUGAAUGUGUGAAACCGAGAAACACUCUGUACUGUGUGCGGACCCGCAGUGACGGCCAGUAAAGUGGACUUAACUCCCAAGUGUGUCGAGCCGGACACCGGGCCCUGAACAUGCUGCUUCCAUGUUCAGUCCCUUCCCUGCUUCUUGCUCUCUCUCACGUUUUCUUUUCUUUCCCUUCUCCUUAUUUUUACAAUUUUUGUCCCACCCAAUAAUGUAAAACUAUCGUGUACGGGUUCUUCUUUCCCCUUUCCCCUUACACAGAAAACAAAAGUUCAGAGCUCCCUGUCUCUGUGCUCAUCUUCCUGCCAGUAAGUAACCUCUAAAAUGUUGGAUCCUCCUCACACGCUGAGUUUCUAGUCUUUUCUGAAACUCUGUGACUGGGGAGAGGGCAGGUGGGUGCCCUGGGCCUUCCAGCCUCCUUCCCCGCUUCCCAAACCUCCCUCUUGGGAACUCCUCAGGGACAACUACUGCUGAGUCUGAGUGCUGCUCCGAGAUGGAGGCCCUCAGAGAGAGGGGGAGAGGUGUGUGUGUGUGUGUGUGUGUGUGUGUGUGUGUGUGCGCGCGCGCGCGUGCGCACGCGCGCCUGCCCUUGCACACAGAUGAGAGCUGUGAUUGUGAUCCUGUUUUGUGUAAUGGGACCCAUUUGUGUUUCCUUGACUAUGUUUUAUUUUCCCACCUUUGCCGUUCCAUACCAUCACUUUUUGUCUUUGGGAAAACACAGGAACUAUUUUUCUGGGGACAAGGCUGUCCUCUGGUUAUUUCUGUUCCAGCCUCUUCAAACUGUGCAAUCUUUAGCAAGAACUCCCUCUCCUCUCAGUAGCUUUGAGUCUUGUGAGUUUCUGGGAGAGGGGUAGAACUGGAUCUUUCCUAAACCAUGAGUAUCUGGGUUUAGUUGUGUUUUCCUUCCUUGCAUCUACUUCAUAUCCCCAGCAGCGGCUCCUGGAGCACAGGAUGGGUAGAGAGGAGAGAUUCUGGUUCUGCCACUGCCCUGUGUAUGACUAAGCCCAGGUUAAGCCCCCAACACUUGAGAGGAAAGCUGCUAACUCCGAGCUAUAGCCAUGGGCCUCUGGCCCCCUGCUUUCCUGCUCAGCAGAGCCCCUCCCAUCAGAAAUUACGGGUACUUGCACUGGGGAGGUGGCUGCUGGCUGGCCUAAGCAGAGAGCUGAGGCAUCCAAGCAAUGUUCCAUUGGUGGGGGCGGGGGUGCCAGGUGAGGUGGAGUGUUUCUUGUACUCCAGCAGUACUGGGGGUGGGGCAGUGCAGGUUCCUGGGCAGCCCUUACUCCUUUUCACCCCGUCCUCAUUCCACUCCCUAUUGCCUAUUUCUAAAGUCGCCUUUUCUGUCGAAAAACCUCAAAACUUAACUUUAUUUGAGAUUUUUUUUUUGCUUUUAAAUAAGAGGUGGAUUGAAGAAUAUUUGAAUUGACUUUAUAUUAUGCAUAAAUAUUUAUAUUUUAUCUAAAUAACUGCGCCGUAACAAACUUUGUGUCAGAUGUUUGGAACUGUUAUAAUUGGGGAUAACUCCCCCCAUAGCAAGUUUCCCUUGGCAUAAAAUAUACUGGAGUCAUUCAUUAUUGGAGGUGGAAGGGAGAGUGUGGCCUUCGUUGUCCGCUCUGUGCUCCUCUCCAGUUCCAGCUCUUUCCUCGGGACCAGGCACUCAGGCGGGGUGGAGGUCCUAGACUUGAUCUGAAGAAAUGGGGUAGGGCAUGAUCAAAGGGGCCAUUCCUCCCUCUCCUUUCCUCGUCUCCACUGUCCCUGGAGCUCGGUGGAUUUUCUCUAUUGACAGAGUAUUUGGUAGGGAAAGCAGGUUAAAAAUAAAAAAAAAAAAAACCCUGCCCUUUGUGUCCCCUCCCCUAUCUGGUAACAACAAGAAACCAUCAACACCAAGUUUCCAUGUUCCUUUUACAACAAAAGGGACUGACUUUUUAUAUAACCAAAUGUGGUGUUUUAGUGACUUUUUGAUAAUGUACAGUUUUUUGUGAAUUUAAAUUUAUUUCUUUCUAUAUUUUUAGGACCAAUCUCAUUUUUAAUAAGGUUUAAAAAAGGAAAAAGUGUAGAGAAAAAAAAAAAAAACCUCGUUUUUGCCAUGUGAUGUUCCACAGGUGCGGCUGUAGAAAAGUGCUUGUCAUUGAAUAAAACCACAUUUGAUAGAGA
Messenger RNA from Alexandromys fortis (reed vole), 7885 nucleotides. It is a transcript of the gene Baz2a, whose product is annotated as bromodomain adjacent to zinc finger domain 2A. Gene Ontology annotation, molecular function: protein binding. The record is from RefSeq and is a predicted model, not a curated record. Bases 88 to 5364 code for a protein of 1758 amino acids. The transcript has 26 exons. Lineage: Eukaryota; Metazoa; Chordata; Mammalia; Rodentia; Cricetidae. Gene Ontology annotation, cellular component: rDNA heterochromatin.